UGUUACUCUCCAUACAAAGACAACUUGUAACACUGAUAGGAGGAGAACGAAUAACACCAAAUCUAUUCUGAUCAUUGUAGGGGAGGCAAUAUAAUUCUUCAGGAUAAAACAUACAUAUAUUACUCCCCUUGAAACAAGUUUAAUAUUUGAUAUGACUCAACAUACAAUCAAAGGCUUUGGAUAAAGCACAUGUCAAACUGUAGGAGAUUAGAAGAAAACAGCAAGAUUGGAUGUGACAUUGAGUUUACCGGUGCCAUGUGUUGAAGGACCAUGCCACAUGGCUUAUAUAAACACUCCCACAAACACAGAGGAGGCUGCAGGGAGAGGCUCCAGGGGGAGGCUUGAUCACACCUCACAGGAAAGUGAACCGGCCUCACAAAACAAUUGGUAUAAAAGUGUGAGAGAGACCGUCCUAUAAUCACUGCUAGUAGGACAACUUGGAGUGUUCUCUGUGGUUGCUUGACAGUGCACGAGAGCCUCCCUAUGGGCUGCUGCGAAAUCGUCCCAGCAUCAUUCAAGUGGCCAAUUACAAACACCCACAGGCUAUGGAGAAACGCAUUAGUUUCCAUCUUCCCUUACUCCAUCAGAUCAGCUAAACAGUUUUGUUUCCACUCAUGUCAUAUUUUUUUGCUUUACACUUGUGUGUGAUGGACAUGAAGGGUAUGUGGACUUGGCCAUUUGUGUUGGUGCUGGGGGUGCUGGGACUAGGGCAGGGAGAGGGGGUGGAGAUGUCCCAAGCCCCCCUCGCCUCUCCCCCACCCCCCAGGGCAGGAUUAUACUCAGUGCUGCUCAAGCUGCAGCGCCAAGUCGCAGACAUGGAGCAGGUGCAGGAAAAGGACAGAACCCGUCUCCGUCGAAUGGAAAGACGAACAAGACAAUACCGCGACACGAUGAUCAAAGCUGAAGCUGAAGUGGUCCAGCUGCGCCAGCACAUUGUGGAGCUUCGGGAGCGCUUUGGAGCCAUUGAGGAGCAGUCGACAAACAUCAAGCUAGACAUUACACGACUAGACUUUCAACAGCGCGAAACCAAACACGAGAUGACCUUGGUUAAGGAUGCAAGGCCAUUUGAGGAUGAUCAUGUGUUUGAAGUGCGGCAUAAUAUGUCACAACUGAUGAGUGUGAAAGAAGAUUUGUUUCAAAGUUAUGUUUCUUUGAUGGAGGACGUGCAGGGUUUGCGAAAAAAGGAAAAAACAAAUAGUGACUCAAUUUCAAAACUUCAAAAUAGAUAUGGCAAUGUUGUUAAAAUAUUAAAAGUUCAUGUAAAAGAUCAGAGAAGGCAUGGACGAAAUGUGAACAGGUUAGAACUGAAUCAAACAAAUGAUUCCCUUGUUUGGACCAAUGAGGACCUAGAUUCCGGUGACGGCUCGGGGGAUAUGAGCUUUGAAAGUCGGAUGUCAAGACCCAAUACAGGUCCUCCAGAUGCAGAAGAAGGUAGUGGAGAUGGAGAUGGUGUGGAUGUUGACACUCUCCUUCCCACACUCAACACAUCAAGUGUCAAUGGUGUUAAUGUGGUAGAUCUGGAAGACAGACUUCAAGUAUUAGAGCAGCAAGUCAAGGGCAAGCUUGACAACGCAGACAGAGAAGAACUAGAGGCCAGGAUAAAGGACCUUCUGAAGACACAUGACUCCUACUUUGAACAAGAGAUUCUAAAGCGAGACACGGACAUUGAGAACGUGGAGCAGCAGAUGGUCCGUAUGGGCGAGAAGAUCCAUGGGGUUGAGAGUCGGGUUCUGUCCAUCCAGCUUGGGGACUUCAUGCAGAAGCUGCAGGAGUCUCUCAUCAACUUCACCCAGAAUGUCAUCACCCUGGAUCAGUGGAAGAUGGCCAGCGAUCAGAUCAUCAACUCCACCCAGUUCAACCAGCAGCAGAUUGCACAGAUGACCAACAUGAUCCUCAACAACUCCAGGGCAGUCGGUCAGAUGGACUGGAAGAUGACCGAUCAGCGACUCCUUAGUGACCAGCAGUACCGAGUUCUCAGGAUGCACAUCAUCCGCCUCAACAACAGUGUGCAGGACCUUCGGGAACAUGUAGAGUACCUUGGCAGCAUCAAGUCUGGAAGUCCCACCACCGCCCAUCAACAACCUGGGUACACACCACCAUCUGGGGACGUCAUGUCCCGCGUGGAGGACCUAGCCCUACAGAUCAUCUACAACGAGAACAGGAUCGCCAACUUGGAGAGCAAGGUCCUCAACCAGACUUUGUUCCAGUGUCAGAAGUCCAGCAAGGACCUGUACCAAGAUGGCCGCCUGCUGACCCUUGAGAAGGAGAUGUCGGCAAUGACCAGCCAGGGAUUGCUGCUGAGUGAGAUGAUCAAGAGAGUUGACCGGGCUCUGUACCGGGUACACAGUAACUGCAAGAACAACACAGUGUUCCUGCACAAGCUGUGGUCGAAGGCAGCAACAUGGCAGCUGUACAUGCCCAUCAUCAGCCUCGUGCAGCAGGAGGUCACCAACCUCCUCACCACUGUACCCACAGAUUGUGAUGGCUACUACAAGCGUGGGUUCCUGGACUCCGGGAAGUACAUCAUAUACCCCAAGGGGGCGCUGCAGUCAGUGUUCGUCUACUGCAGCAUGGAGGCCGAUGGUGGUUGGACACUGAUUCAGAAACGUGUGCAUGGCAAGGAGAACUUUAGUCGAUCUUGGGCGGAAUAUGCCAUAGGAUUUGGUUCCGCUGAGGAUGAAUUCUGGGUCGGCAAUGAAUUCAUUCAUUUGAUGACAACGCAUGAUAACUAUUCUCUCAGGAUCGAAAUGACGGAUGUCUUCGAUGGAUACUGGUUUGUGGAAUAUGAUGAGUUUGCAAUUUCAACAAAAGAGGAAAAUUAUAAGCUACGGGUUCAUGGUUUCCAUGGCAACGCUACAGAUGGAAUGGACUAUUCUAAUGACAUGGCCUUCAGUACACAGGAUAAGGACAAUGACCUGAGCAGCACCCACUGUGCUCUGUACUUCACCUCGGGCUGGUGGUACCGCCAUUGCCAAUACAGCAACCUCAACGGCCGUUACGACACCGGCAUUGUGUGGUUCAACAGUGACUGGCAAGACUGGAUUCAGAUGAAGACUUCAGUAAUGAAAAUUAAACCUAGAUUAUGAUUAGGAAAGUAGCAUAAACACUAUAGAUAUUAUCAGGGAUUUUUAAAAUGAAUGUUGACACUUUGUUGCACAUGUUUUUAUGUCUCAAUUUUACAUUGUUUUAUUGUUGACCUAAUUCAUAGUAUGUCCCUGUCGUAUUUCUACGGAUUCACUGAUUUGCAUUAUGGCGUAUCGUCAUGGUAUUUCUAGCUGGAUGUUUUGUGUUGAUGUGGACACAGUCUCAUCCCUGAGAUCUGCCAUGUCCAUUUAGAGUUUGCAGCAGUGAAUUUAUACAUAUCACUUGUCAAAACACUAACUAUAACUUGAUGACAGUAACAGUGGUUUCUGAAACAUUCUUCCACUGUUGGACGUUGCAGCAGACGUCACAACACCAGUGGACCAACUCCGUGUAUAAUAUGCUGUAACUUCUACAGCUCUGCUGGACGUUGCAGCAGACGUCACAACACCAGUGGACCAACUCCGUGUACUAUAUGCUGUAACUUCUACAGCUCUGCUGGACGUUGCAGCAGAUGUCACAACACCAGUGGACCAACACCGUGUACUAUAUGCUGUAACUUCUACAGCUCUGCUGGACGUUGCUGCAGAUGUCACAACACCAGUGGACCAACACCGUGUACUAUAUGCUGUAACUUCUACAGCUCUGCUGGACGUUGCAGCAGAUGUCACAACACCAGUGGACCAACUCCGUGUACUAUAUGCUGUAACUUCUACAGCUCUGCUGGACGUUGCUGCAGACGUCACAACACCAGUGGACCAACUCCGUGUACUAUAUGCUGUAACUUCUACAGCUCUGCUGGACGUUGCUGCAGACGUCACAACACCAGUGGACCAACACCGUGUACUAUAUGCUGUAACUUCUACAGCUCUGCUGGACGUUGCUGCAGACGUUGCUGCAGACGUCACAACACCAGUGGACCAACUCCAUGAACUUCUACAACACUGACCUCAUCACAUCGUCUUCACAUUGAUAGUCCAUUUCCCUGUCAAUAUGUCCACUAUAACACUCCAACUCAUACUAUCACACACUUCGGCAUCUGACUGUGUCAGAUUCAGCAUAAUAUAUCAUAUGCUUCAAUGCAAUGAAAUACAAUAAUUCAUAAUAAAAAUACACCACUUUAAUACAGGUCAAUAUUGAAUGAAAAGUCCACAAAUAGAGUUUUUGGGUACAUCAGUGAAGCAAAAAAUGAUAUCAAUUCUUUUACAAACUCAUGACAACUUCCCUUGUAAGUUUCAAAAUUAAAAAGAACGUAAACCCUAUAGGUUUAAACUAAAGUCUUAUAGAGACAGGAUGUCACCAACACAACACAGACGUCUCCAACAGUCAUGUUUAAGUGGGCGUUUAUUCAUGUUCUCAAAAUGUUACAUGACCGUACAUACAGUUUGAAAUCUACCUGUCACUUUGUGCUAUCAUUCCCCACAUUUUGCACAAUGCAUCAGCAGACACAUUUAUGACUGUUUUGACAAAGCUAAUUUCAAAAUGUCACCCCUUUCUAAAAAUAUCCUAUUACCUCGAGAAAUACCCCCCACUAUCAUCCAUCCCCAUCAAGAUGUUACUUUUCUUAAUCUCAGGGGAGUCUGGGAAGGGAAGCUAUUGCCAUGCAGGUGUACUAACAUGGAGAUCCACUCACACCUUGUCAACAACAUAUUUGGCAUGUUCAUAUGAUAAUAACAAGGUUAAAAUACACAGCUAAUGUGACUAAUUAUUUCAGUGUCAAUGAACAUGUGACCUUGGUAAAUUAUUCUUACAUAUUACAUAACCGGGAUUAUAUAUCCCGUGAAUGUUAUCCUCCAUUGCCUACCUCCCAUCAUAGAAUGCACCCUUUAGAUGCGAGGUUGGUCAAACUCAAGCUUUCAUGUUGUUAUUUCUAAGACAUCAAACGAAUGUUACAAUCCCCCUCAGUGAAGGAAAUCAGGUGAAACACGUUUUUCACAUCUAUUCAGAACAACAUACUGGUUUAAGUACAUUAAUUCUCUUUUGAUGUGGCAUUACAGUAAAAAGAUAAAGCACUGUGUUUCAGAGACUGCUACGAGUGAGUGGUUUCUCAGCAAUAAGUGAUAUUAACGAUUAACUUUACAUUUUCCUUAAAAAUUAAUCUGUCACUCAAAUGGCAGGAAUUUGUUUGAUUGUCAUAACAUUCACUUUAAUUCAGUAAGAUGUUUAUUAACUGCAAUAUUUAUUUCACUUAAAUUGUUAAUGCCACAUGUGUUGAUAUUUUGUGUUUUUCUCUAGUGCAGCACAUAGCACAGUGCCUGCUUUAUGUCAUUAUGUAUAUAUGUAUAUACACUUCAGUAUCAGUGCAAUCAUAAUAAAUAUUCACAUAUGUAUAA
Haliotis rufescens (red abalone) is the source of this 5414-nucleotide messenger RNA. RefSeq lists its product as uncharacterized. Bases 615 to 3086 code for a protein of 823 amino acids. The transcript is spliced from 3 exons. Lineage: Eukaryota; Metazoa; Mollusca; Gastropoda; Lepetellida; Haliotidae. The record is from RefSeq and is a predicted model, not a curated record.